Messenger RNA from Paramormyrops kingsleyae, 3400 nucleotides. Lineage: Eukaryota; Metazoa; Chordata; Actinopteri; Osteoglossiformes; Mormyridae. The record is from RefSeq and is a predicted model, not a curated record.
AUGAGUGGCGGGAGCAGGACUAUCAGGACUGGGAGUAGCCUAGGGGAGUCUGCAGAGCAGGAGCGGCAGGAGCUGGAGCAGCUGCGUGGCGAGCUGGCCAGCUGGAAGCAGAAGCACAACCACCAGCUGCCCCAGAAGCAGGAGGUAGAGGCUGCAAUACGGGGCCGUGAGCAGGCAUGCCUCACUGUGGAGGCCCAGCUCACGAAGGACCUUCACGAGCGGUGGGAGGAGGCCCGCUUGGCACUCCCGACACUCAUGGGUCCGUACGGAAUAGACCGGACCGUCCACCUCAUGGAGUUUUUGGAUUGCGAGGAUGGAUUGGGAAUUAAAGUCAUUGGUGGGGUGAAAGAGCUCACUGGAGAGGAAUUUGGAGUGUAUGUGAAGAGGAUUUUACCUGGUGGCCUUGCAUCCAUCGAUGGGAAUCUGCAACCUGGAGAUCAGAUCUUGGAAGUCAAUGGGGAAAGUUUAAUAGGCGUUACAAGUGAGAGUGCCGUGGAUAUUCUCAGAGCUGCAUCCUCCACGAAUCACAUGCGACUGCUCAUAGCAAGAGAUGAGGAGGCGAGGAAAGAAUUCGCUGAGCUGCUGGAGAAAUAUGGGUCCAGCGCUAGCAACGGCUCGAUCCGGAACUCGCCCAUCCAGCAAGGCAAGUAUGUGGACAGCACAUCGUCUGGGUCUUCGUCACGGUCACAGAGCCCCCUGCUGCUGAGUCCGGCUGGAUCUCAAUGUGCCUACAGUGGGACUGGACCCCUAAUGCGACCUAUAAGUCUCCCGGGAGAUGGUCUCAUCCAGCUGAUCAGCGUGACUCGCUCCUGCAGCCUGGGCAUCUCCAUCAGCGGAGGUUCCAACAGACCCGACGGGCCGGCCGUCUUCAUCCAGGACGUGCUGGCCGGGAGUGACUGCCAUAGGGAUGGACGACUGAAACCAGGAGAUCAGCUAAUCGCCAUCAACAAGGAGUCGCUAAUAGGGGUUACGCACGAAGAGGCUAGAGGCAUCAUCAACAAGGCCAAAUUCAGCCAAGACACUUUUGUGGACAUCGCCUUCAUUCCAGGGAAAGGUCUAGUGUCCAGCGGCACUGGUGUACAAAACGGAGUGCAGAAGGGUGUAGGGAAUGGAUGCAGCUCCUAUCGGAUGAAGGUCCGUGGAAGAUCUCCGGAGAGAGCCCCCGUGGAGCCCACCUCUGACGCACACGUGCCAGCUCCUCCCACCAGCUCACUGAGAACAGCCACGACUGCCAAACCGAAGAUCGCCCUGGACCCGAACAUCCGCCUAAGGUCACAGAAACUGGACCUGGCUCUUACAUACUUGGGAUUGGAGGUUACAGAAGAGGAUAAGAGGAAGUUGAUGAACAUUUUGACCACUGAUUCUCAAGGCAGUGUGGCCUAUGGAGAUUUCGUAGAAGCAGUGCGAGACAUCUUUCAAAACAAGCUAGAGGAAGCAGGCCUGGCCCAAGGACCCUUUAUGUUCUCCUACCACGAAGCGGCCAGUUUGGUGGACACCUCUGCCUUCCACUCUCCGAGUUAUGAGCUGGGACACAGCUACAGGAAUGAGGGGAUUGAGCCAUUUGAGACGGACAUUUCCCACAUGCAGGAGAAGACGAGGCAGUUAAAGACGCUACUGAAAGACAUGGAAAACAGCAAGAUGACCCUCGAGGAAGAGCUGCAGAGGAGCGCAGAGAGGGCUGAGGCCACACUGGCAGAGAACCGGGAGCUGAGGAGCAGGCUGCAGGAGGCGGAGGCGGCACAGCAGCGGACCCGCGGGGCAGAGCAGGACUACGAGGAGGUCAUCUGUCUGCUGGAGGCGGAGAUCAGAGAUCUGAAGAACCAGCUGGCGGCGUACAGGAAGAAGAGCAUGGAGCCCACCAAAGCAUCACUCGCCGUAAGACUGUAUUUAUGUCUAUAUUUUCUUUUUUUGCAGAAUGUUCACAAAGUGCUAACCUCCACCAGUUUAUUUGGGUCAGAUUUUGGAAGUUUCGAAGUGGCUCCAUCCUUGGAGAAUCCAGACACCCCCUUCGUCAUCCGGGAUCCUGCCGGUCAGCUGGUCGCCGAGGCCAAGGAACUGGUAGACGGGGUGCGUGUGCUUAACAUCGAGGACGCACUAGCGUCUGAUGUGGUCAAGGGCAGGCGUCAGGAGACGUCGGCAGACCCCGCAGAUCCAGCACCUCUGAGCCCUGAGGUUGGGCCCGUUUGCUCGCGCCCUGUCCAGGUGAGAUGCCUGCAGGACCUUCUCACCAGCUAACAUGCCUCCCGUUAAAUGACUCACAACUUCAGCUGAGGCUGCAGCGCUCGCACGUGCCAUUCUGAUUCACCGUCUCCAGUUCCCUGGACCUCUUGCCAAAGAGUAACUGUUAGCUACAGCCUGAACAUAUUACACAUGGAUCCAUGUGAACCAGCCAAGCAUAUAAGGGAAAAAUGAAGCUGGCAGAUGUGCAUUUCAUAUAUUCAUGGUACUGAGACACAUUAGUGAGUGUUAUGCGUUGUUGUCUGCUGUUCUGUUGUCUUCAGACCUUCAACUAUCUUUUCUAAAUACAUCUGUAUGUAUGACACCUACUUUAAAUGUGUGUUUUUAUGUUAUGUACAUGAGAGAAACAACAACAGGAAAUGUUAUUGAUAUAAAGGUGUUAUAUAUGUUUAGUGGAAUGUUCCAGAACAUGGGAAGAACAUUCGGGUGGUUCAUUCUGUUCUUCUUGUUUAUCCGUUUCUCUAUUCCUUAUCUUUUCCUGAAUGCAUUGGAUCAGUGAGCCUGGGUUGUGAUUUUAGGGCAUUGGGGGAUUAUUUAUGCUGCGUUUAUUUGUUUAAAACAUUCACCGAAUUCUUACCUGUGCUGCUUUCAUCGCUACAGCAGACCGUAGCAACACCAGUGUUAAACAGGUGUUUAUAUAAUGUAAGUCAUUGCACAAUAAGUGUGAAUAUUUCUGGCCGAAUCCUGUAAUAGAGCUUGUCCCUGUGGUCCAACAGAGUUUCCUGCUAUAACCAACUUAUGUCAGAAAUACGCCAUACAGAUUUUAUCACGUGAAACUUCAUGUUUUUCAAAAUUAAACCGAAGCUACAGCGAGUGAUCUCCAGUACCUCCCGACCAGACCAGAGGUGGCCAAUCUGAUAAGACAGCACGGGGAAUGGAUCUGGGAUCCAGCAGCUCUUCGUAAUCCAAAUGGGAAAAUCUCUUACACCAUUGGAUCUAGGACUAUGCACGCAAUUCACUGUAUGAUUAAUUCAGUGUACACAGGAAAAAAUGAAUAUCAAUUUAAAAAGGUAUUUAAAAAUGUAUAUCAAUUAAAAAUGUAUUAAAAAUGUUUAUCGAUUAUUGCUAAUACGUUAAUGGUUUGUUUUAUUACUGAUCAUGCUGUAAAAGAUAACUGUACUAUAACUAGAUGGUACAGUAUGUUUGGCAUCAGUUUUUUGUU